This is a messenger RNA of Symbiodinium pilosum, 2814 nucleotides long. Lineage: Eukaryota; Dinophyceae; Suessiales; Symbiodiniaceae. The record is from the annotation of a GenBank genome assembly.
AUGGCCCGAACAGUCCGUGCGCCGGACCUGAAGGCUGUCCUGAAUCUCCAGUUCCAGUCCAAGAAGCGCCUGGAGGGCAGAGUCAGGUGGUUCGACAAGGACAAAGGCUUUGGAAAGAUCUUGCCCUUGGAUGCUCGACAGGGCCAAGAUUCGGAGGAGAUCUUCGUGCACAAAAACCAAAUCGAAGACGGCCCAGACGGAGACAACUAUGCCGCGCUGGCACCUGGUGCACUUGUCUCCUAUGAGCUGACGACGCAGGAUGACGGGAAGCCGUGCGCCGGCAAUGUGCGCGUCCAAGGCUUUGCCAAGAUUGUUCGGGAUGGCAUGACCAUCGCAGCAGGAGCUGCUCUUUCAGCCAGAGAAGCCAAACUGCGGCAGCUCUUGCUUCAGGGCCUGAAGACAGGCAUCUUCCAAGAGAAGGGCCAGAAGAAGGCCUUGAUGGAGGAUGGCUUCCUGGAAGGCGCCGGGCUGUUACAAGAACCUUGGACCCAUGAAGGGCGCGCUUGGCCCAUGACCCGACGCUACGAGUCAAUUGCUGGGACAAAUACUUGGGUGGUGAAAUGGAACCACAACAUUUCGCAGCUUGCGAAAACUGUGCAUUGGCAGAAAGCUCUCUCCUUGCUGCCUGCCAUGCACCUCCACCGCUUGCAUCCGGACAACGUCACCCAGAAUGUGGCAAUCCGUGUCUGUGCCAGUGCCAGCAAGUGGCAGAUCGCCAUGUGGUUGCUGAAUUGCUGGCCAGAUGCUGCUGACCUCAUCGGCCACAGCUCAGCAAUCACAGCGUGUAGUCGAGGACGGCAGUUGCAGCGGGCACUUGAUGUGUUGGAAUCAUCGCAGAAGCUUAGCUUGGGUUCCGAUGAAGUCCUGGCCGGCUCCCUCAUCACGGCUUCAGAGAAGAUGGCUCGAUGGGAUCUUGCACUAAACGUGCUGUGCUGCCUCAACCGCUCUGCAAACCUGGUAUGUCAUAAUGCAGCUCUCUCAGCAUGCGAAAAGGCAUCCCAUUGGACAUGGAGCCUUGAAAUAUUGAAGCUACUCAAAGGCAGGUCUCUUCGUCCAGAUGCUACGUCGUUCGCAGCCCUUGCAGAAGGCUGCCGGCGCAAGUCUAGGUGGCAGGUUGGUUUGGAAGUGUUCGGUUGCAUGCGCCGGCAUCGGGUCUUACCAGGCGGACGCGCGCUCUCAAUCCAAGCGGACAUGGCCUGCGCAGCGCAAGAUGCGCGAGCUUACCUGAGCCUUUGCUCUGGCUUAGUCGCCAUGGGGCUGUCAGAUUGGACUAGGAUCAGUAAAGGUCCUCUCCAAGAUCCAGACGAAGGGGCCCCGAAACGCUUGGCUGACCUGGCAGGUCGCUUGCGGGCAAUGGGUGUGUUGCACUCAGACCACAACCGCCAGUUCCUCCGCAACGUGGUGCAACCGGUGCUGACAGAAAUGAUGGCGCUUUUCGAAUGCAACAAGCCCUUCUCCCAGCCGCGACCAGGGGUAAAUAUGAACGGCUACCCAAGCAUGAUGAGCUUGGUUGUUAGUGGCCUCGGCGCCAUGGAGAGGGAAGUCUUUUCCCAAGUCAAGAUGAUCUUGAAACAAGGCAGGGGACAGCACAGACAGCUGCAGUGCAAGGGUGGCAGUGUGGAGGCCAAUCCCAGUUUGCUCCAUGAGGUGCUUGGCAGCACUGCAAAGUCUGCAGCCCGCGCCUUGCGAAUUUGGGCCAUGGUGCUGUAUGCAGUCAUGGAUGGCCAUGCUGGCAUUUCUUGCAGCAACUUUGUAGCUCUGAACUUGGAGCGCAACAUUCUCGACUCUCUGCGCGAUCAGCUGCCGCCUCAGGACGCAAAUGCGGAGCAGAUCCUCAAGUCAGCGCUGCUGGCGGGCUUCAAGGUCACCGAGCAUACCUUUCACCAGUAUGCCAACAAGCUGGAGGGUGGAGCAGGCCGUGCCUGGGCAGCGUCUGGAAGCACCUGCUGCGCCGCCUGCCUUGCGGGCCCUGACGAGGAGGGACGCCUCCGGCUUUUGAUUGCGAACGUGGGUGACAGCAGGGCCAUUCUGGGCAAGAAGGAUGGCUUUGCUGUGAGACUCUCAGUGGACCACCGCCCAGACAACACUGCUGAGAAAAGGCGAGUUGAACAGCAAGGAGGCACUGUAGCACCAUUCGGUGGUGCCCACCGGGUGAUUCUGAAAUCCCGCGGCCAAGUUGCGGCUGGCCUGUCUGUCACUCGAUCUUUCGGGGACGUUGAUUUCAAAGUCCCAGUCGAAGUCAUCACAGCAGUGCCAGAGUUAUCAGCCUUCGCUAUUGACCCUGAUGAGGAUGUCAUGCUCAUCCUUGUCACCGAUGGAAUCACCGGAAGGGUCUCAGACACAGAGGCAGUUCGCCUGGCGUCUGGGCCGCUCCGCGAGGGCGGCAGCGACGCACCAGAGCGGGCUGCACGAGCUUUGGUGGAAGCAGCUCAUACUCGAGAACCGUCUGAUGACAAGACGGCCAUGGUGAUAUGGUUCGGAGGAUCCCCGGACGAGAAGGUGGGCAGCGCGCAGGGAGGCAUUGACGUGGAGGAUCUCUUCGGUGGGGAGGAGGUAGCCAAGCCCGAGCCGGAGCAGGGAGGAACGGCUCCAUCUCGAUCUGCCACUGGAGAGGAUGACAUGUUUGCAGAUGGCGCAGACCCCGUGGAAAUGGCGCUCCUCGACGACAUCUUCGGUGCCUAUGCAAAGGAUAUGGGCGUGGACAUGGGCGGUGCUCCUGAAAGCGGUCCCGCGGCGAAGCGGAAGUCCGUAGAGGAGGCAAAGGACCUGAAGCGCAAAGGCCUCAGCAACAAGGUGGCCAAGAAGGUCUUCUGA